Messenger RNA from Thalassophryne amazonica, 1608 nucleotides. RefSeq names its product phytanoyl-CoA hydroxylase-interacting protein (gene phyhip). Gene Ontology annotation, cellular component: cytoplasm. The transcript has 5 exons. The record is from RefSeq and is a predicted model, not a curated record. NCBI's taxonomy places the organism in Eukaryota, Metazoa, Chordata, Actinopteri, Batrachoidiformes, Batrachoididae. Gene Ontology annotation, molecular function: protein binding. The coding region runs from base 171 to 1178 and encodes 335 amino acids.
AGAGAGAGAGAGAGAGAGAGAGAGAGGUCUGUUUGCUCGUUUCACCUCCUAAUCAGUUUUCCUGGGGGAUCCGUCAUCGACGGCAGCAGAAGAGGCAAAGCGGAAAAGGAGAUAUUUGAUUUCAGCAAAUCUUCUACAUCAUAAUUUUCAACAUCGUACAAACGGAGGACAUGGACGCUCCUCUCUCCACGCCCUAUAACAUUCAGAUCUGUGAGGUGACAUGCGACUCCUUCCGCAUCAUGUGGGACAUGACCUCCGAGGACACCGCCAGGGCCACGCACUUCUUCAUCGACCUGAGCCGCAAAGAGAGCCGCGAUCCCAACCGCUUCAAACACAGGGACGUCCCGACCAAACUGGUGGCCAAAGCAGUGCCUCUUCCCAUGGCAGUGAGAGGUCACUGGUUCCUCAGCCCACGGACCGAAUACUGUGUCGCCGUUCAAACUGCUGUCCGGCAGCCGGACGGUGAUUAUCUGGUGUCGGAGUGGAGCCAGGUGGUGGAGUUCUGCACAGGGGACUAUGCCAUAGAACACCUGCAGCAGCUGCUGGACAAGGCUCAGGGCUCAGCCGGGAGGCUCCUCAAGUUCACCGUAUUUUAUCGCAACCAGCACCCAGACUACUUUGAGCACGUCAGAAACGAAUGUGGAGGACUAAUGCAUCCGACCCUAAAGGACAGCAGCGGGAGUCACGGUUCUCCGAUUAACGGAAAACUACAAGGAGUCUUCUUCAGCUGCAACACAGAGUUUGACACCGGCCUCCCUCCCAGAGACUCCCCAUAUGGUCCUCUUCGUUUCCACAUCCCAGCUGAACGUCUCCUGAACCCCAACAUCUGCUUAUACUUUGCAGACUUCUACUGCAUGUACACAGCCUAUCACUAUGUGGUGCUGGUGUUGGCCCCUGUUGGGUCAGAUGGAGACAACUUCUGUCACACCCGGCUCCCCAUGCUGGACUUGUCCUCCAACCCCUUCCUGACUUAUACCGCCCCUAAGAGCCCCGGAGAAGAGCCGAUUUUCUGCCAUGCAAGUGACGUAAUCCUCGAGGUGCUUUUCACAGAACCGAUCCAUUUGGACCAAGGCAGUGUGGAAGAGAUCAGUGGGCACCACCACCUUAUGAGUCUGACCACAGCCAACGCCAAGAAGGACCCUAGCUGCAAAGUGUGCAAUAUUAGUGUGGGCCGCUGAGGGAGGAACCGUGGCAACAGACCAAAAACCAAAAGUCAAAGUGCGGCACAGAAACAGUCCAACUCUCCUGUCAUUGGUGCUGCUUUUACCUCCUGGACUCAGUCAACCUUAGAUAGACAUAAACAUUUAGUUAACACAGUUCGAAACGUGUGCACCCUUGAACGCACACUACAUGCUUUAGACAACUAGAAUUUUAUUUUGCAAGAUAUGUUUGACUCAAUGAACCUUUAAAAAAAAAAAAAAAAAAACUUUCUGGACUUGUUAUUUAUGUCCUUAAAACCCCAAAUGUGUCUCAUAGUCCCAAGGUGUUUUUGGUUCUUGUUUGUUGCCCAUGUCUGUUGGGUUUGUUGUAUUGAACAAAUUUUCAAAAGGCUUGGUAAGACAGUUGUGUCUAACCUCUAAUGGAAAUAAACCUGCAGUCGGAGCAAAA